Molecule: messenger RNA, 2583 nt
Organism: Mycotypha africana
Lineage: Eukaryota; Fungi; Mucoromycota; Mucoromycetes; Mucorales; Mycotyphaceae
Product: FAS1 domain-containing protein
Exons: 4
Coding region: 39-2459 (806 amino acids)
Source: RefSeq, a predicted model, not a curated record
UAUUCACUCUUGAAUCUAUUAAAAUUAUUAUUUCUUCAAUGUUGAAGCAGACUCUUUUCUUAUUAGUUUAUGCACAAUUGGUGUUAGGUGCAAACACUAUUAUUGAUAUUCUGAAAGAAGACAACCGUUUUGAAACACUCUUAGCCCAUAUCCAACAUUUUCAACUUGUCAGCUUCAUAAACGAUCUCGAUUCGGGCACUUUAUUUGCACCUGUUAAUGACGCAUUCGCUAAAUGCGAAUUUGAGCUGGAUCGAUCAACUCUUCUAUACCAUAUCAUAAAGAAAAAGAGGGAAUACAAUGAAUUUUAUGACGGACAGCUUGAAGAAUCACAAUAUGUAAGACCUGGAUAUUUGGGUCCCGACACAACAAAAGCAGCCGGUCAACGUAUCAAAGUGACGACGAAAGCUAAUAAUAAGAAAGUGUUUAUAAAUCAAGCAAAAAUCAUCGAUAAGGAUUUACAAGUGAACAAUCAAACUUACAUCCAAGUCAUUGACCAAGUAUUGAGUCCUCCUGCUUUAUUAGGAGAUACAUUGUUCAAUAACAACAGAGCAAUUUUUGACCUACUGAAUUCUACAGGCAAAUAUUCUUUCUUGCAACAGAAUAAGCCAUUCACAUUAUUCCUAUCUGCGAAGGAAAACCCUUUCGAACAGUUCAAUGCUAUUGAAUCGACAUAUCUAACUUCCAGUAACGGCAAAAACGAUUUAUCACUUUUCUUCAAUUACAGUAUUGUUGAUAAGGCCAUUUUUUUGGACGAAUUUACUUCAGGAAAAACCACCUAUAAAUCUCUUUCGGACAGUCCACUGGUAUUAGCAGCUACAGAAAAAGACCAAUCUGCUACUGUCAAUGGCUUACCUGUCAAAAAAUCUGAUAUUGUUGCCGCCAAUGGAGUCAUUCACAUGAUUGACGGCACAUUCAGACCUGAUAUAAUUCAGUUCAACACUCGAAAAUACUUGUAUGGCAUGAAUGCCAUGCACAUAGUAGAGUUAUUAGACGAAUUCAAUUUAAGUGACCCAUAUUUAACAUCAGACACUAAUACUACUGAUUCAGGGAGCGACAAAGCAUCCGCUUCGGUGUCAACAAAUAAUGUCUACACUUUUCUCAUACCGCCUCAAGAAACCUUGAAUAAAUCCUUGAUUACAGAAUCAUGGCUGAAAUACCAUAUCUUUCAACAGCCUUGGCCAAAAGAUGCUCUUGCGAAUGAUAUGCUAAUUGAAACCGAGUUCAGGUCAAAUCAACUUUCUGGUCAAGGACAACGUGUUCCUGUGUAUACACCUGGUACGUCUUCUAGAAAGACAAUUCAGUUUGACAAAGCUCGAGUGAUUGGUGAUUAUGUAAAUAUCAAUGACAAUAUCAUAUAUCAAGUAUCAGAAUCUCUCACCAUUCCAGGCGAUAUCAUUGAAAAAGUACUCUUAGAACUUGACUUAUCCACUUUCAUUGCCACUCUUUACGUAUCAGAAUUAGUUGAAGAGAUAAGGAAGACACCUGGUCUUACCUUGUUUGUACCUACCAAUGAAGCCUUCCACAGCCUCGAUCUUGUUGCAAAAUAUCUUGUUCAUCCAAGCGCCAAAUCUCAUCUGCAAACUGUUUUACGACACCAUGCCGUACCUUCUUCUCUCCUCUAUGCUGACGUUAUGAGAUCGAAAGUACAUGAGGUACUAACCUUGGCUAACUCUACACUGCGUAUCACACCUCCUUCUGCAGACGCAACUUCACCCAUCCAUGUCGGUGCACCUGAAAAACAGCAACUACAACGAUCUGAAGGAACAACCGGUUCAGUCAUACGCUCCGAUAUGCUCGUUUCUAACGGUGUUGUUCAUAAAGUGUCAGAAGUUCUCAUUCCACAAUCUGUCCAAAUCACCAACCAAAACCUUUUGGUCGGCAUUGAAGCAGAGACGAUGUUAAAGAUUCUGUCACAAACGAAAUUAUGGGACACCAUCAAUCAAGAGAAUUUGGUCGUGUUAGCACCCACUGAGAAGGCAUUCGCAAAGUUGAACGACAUUGAUGCAUUGUUGGCUAAUCCUUAUGAAUUGGAACGGAUUGCUAGAUUACAUCUUAUACCUAGUGUAUGGCAAGAACGCUGGGUAUUAUUGAAUGACAUUGGCAGUAAAGGGGGAAGAAGACGCGAAAAAAUUGAAUUUCCUACGUUGCUUUCCGAAGACGAUAAAGUAGCCAUUCGCGAGAAUGAAAAAGGUGAAUUGUUUGUUGAAGUCAAAAACGGUGGAGGUAACAACCGUGGGCACGUACUUGGUUUAGGUCGGGUUACUGCAGGUGGUGGUGUGCUUUUAAUCGAUACCGUAUUGAUGCCUAUACGAAGAGGUUUAUUUGGUCUUCCGUUUGUUUGGUCCGUGAUUGUUACCCUUGUCAUCAUUAUUCUUGUAGGAGGCCUUUCGUCUAUGAUUGCAUUCUUUGGAUAUAAAGUUUAUAGUCGUAGGCGUCUUGGUUACAGGCCAAUUUACUAAUAUUUCUUACCUUUGUAAAAUAUAUACCUCUAGCAUUGAUUCAUUGUUCUUUUAUUUGCACCUUUUGCAUAAAAACUGAGUUAAAAAACUUUGCUUACUUUUUAUUACCUUCUUCUUUCCGCUC